AUGACCAUUCGUCCCCUCAAAAAAGUUGACCAUGAUGCAGCUGCUGGCGAUAACCCCAUCUCCACUGCGGCUCUUGGAAAGGGCGACAAAAUUCUCUGGUCCCUGGACAUCUCUAAGUCCAAGUCCAGGCCUUUGCCGGCCCUUCCUGGAGUCUCACUUAGUGUGUUCAUGGAGAACAUUCCCGAGUCAGUCGCCACGACCAAGUUGCCUCGACCCCAGCAGCGCAUCGAGCGGACAGACCAAUUGGCCUAUUGCAACUCCUUACUGAUCCAGGGGUCACCUGCCUUGUCGUCUGGGCAGGAACCUACUCUUGACAAAGAUGAGCUGGCCUGGCUGAUGGAGAUCAAGAAUGACCCUAUGGAGCGAGAUCGUUUGCAAUGGCUUGCAACUCGUAUGGUAGAGGCGUUCAUCCAGGAUACUGUCAAGGAUACUAACAAGAUCGCAGAGAUUGUCGCUCUAGGACCUAUCCUGCAGAAAGAGCCCUACCGCAAGCUGUUGUUUUCCUUCAUCACGGAGUUUGAAGGGUCUCCACUCUUGGAUGUAAACCUGCUCCAAGGGCUUGUUCAGUUGGUCCAAUCCUCCUCUCCAGGUCACCUUGACUCCGAUGACUUGGUCAAAAUCCUCAGCAUUCUCAGGAUCCGACUGCAAGGCACGCAUCAACAGUCAACUGAGCACCCCUACUACCUCACCUUGGCAAUCUCCGGAGUCCUUGAUGCCAUGGCUGACCACAAGAUCCAGGAUGUGGACAGAGUUCUCGAACACGAGCCUCUGUCUGGGGCCUUGUCAGGGUUGAAGGGCAGCGCCGAUCCUUACCUAAUGUACCAGGCCUGUUAUGCCUUCCAGGCCUUGCAGUAUGUGCCCAACAACGAGACUGUUUUGCAGGCAGUCUCGCGGCAUUCGCGGGGUGUGGUGGAAGGUGUGGUCAAGAUUACGGCACUGGGCAAGCUGGACCUGGAGUCGGUGCUCGAGGGACUGGGAAAUCUUCAGGAGGCACUGGGCGGCAUGAUGGAUAUUGCAGGCACUGUGCACGAAGGAGUGAGUUCCCUGAUGGAGAGCGGUCAAGGCGUCAUGGAGAGUUUGAAGGAGAGAUAUGGAGCCGGCCAGAAGAGACCCUGGUAUGCGGCCAUCCGUGCCGCCUAUGCUCUUGCUGAAGUCGGUCAGUUGAAAGAUCUCAACCGCAUGAUCUGCGAAGUUCCUUGUCGUCGCGACCCCUUGUUCCAGUGGGGUAUCUGCCAGUUGUUGGGUGAGAUGGCGGUCGACACCGUUUGGUCCCUUACCUCGCGUCAGCAAGCUACUGAACUACUUGGUCGCCUCUACAAGAAUGACCCAGAGUGGGGUAGAGAUGAAAGUGUCAAGGCGUGGAUACUGACCAUCAUUGAAAAGCUGGGGUCCAUUGACGACCAGAAGAUUGCCGCCAGUGCUCUAGCUCUGAAGCAGGAGCUCGCCUCAGGCGACACUCCUACAACCCACCACCCUUACCCAUUGCGGUGUCGCCUGCCGACCUCGGCCGCGUCUCCGAUCCUUACCAAGAUCCAGGACAUCCCUUACCUCGAGUACGAGCUGUACAAGCUCCGAUUGCAACGGCUUCAAGAGUACGAUGAACGAGCGAUUUAUGUCCUCCCACAAGCAAAGCCAUCGCUCCUGGCCAAAGACGAUGAGCUCUUUCCUCUGCUGGAGAAAGUUCUUGAGUUUCUUGCCAGUGACCGUCAAGUCAUGUUAGUCUUGGGAGACUCCGGUUCCGGCAAGUCAUCAUUUAAUCAAUACCUGGAGCACUUGCUUUGGAAGGAGUAUAAGCGUGGUGGGCCAAUCCCUCUUUUCAUCAACUUGCCUGCCAUCGACGAUCCCCAGCACGACAUGGUCAAUAAGCAGCUGCAGUCUCACAACUUCGACGAAGAUCAGAUCCUGGAACUCAAGCUACAUCGCCAACUCGUGCUCAUCUGUGACGGAUACGACGAAAGUCAGCAACUAGUCAACCUCCACAGGGCCAACUGUCUCAACCAACCUGGCCAGUGGAACACCAAGAUGAUCAUCAGCUGCAGAUCCCAGUACCUCGGACCUUCCUACCUGGAUCGCUUCAAGCCUCUGUCUGUCGAUCGAUACAACUCGGCUCCUCAGAAUGUCUUCCAGGAGGCCGUCAUCGCUCCUUUCUCCAUGGAGCAGAUCCGCAACUAUGUCGAGCAGUAUGUUCCUCUCGAGCCAAGAACCUGGAGUACCCAAGACUACAUGGACAAGUUGACUACGAUCCCUAACCUCAUGGAUCUGGUCAGAAAUCCGUUCCUCCUCUUACUCGCGCUCGAGGCACUUCCAGAUGUCACAAAGGGCAACAAGGAUCUGUCCACAAUCAAGAUUGUUCGCAUUCAGCUCUACGACAUCUUUGUCGACCACUGGCUCAAUGUCAACAAGAAACGGCUCCGAAGCAAUACCUUGUCCAGGCAGGAUUCCGACAUGUUGGAGAUGCUUGAGGAGGCGGGCUUUGUGGCGAUGGGCGUGGACUACUCUACGAGGCUGGCAUCGGCGAUGUUUGAGAGGCAGAACGGAAAGGCCGUCGUCAAAUAUCUCCAUCUCAAGGACAAGACGACGUGGAAGGUCGAGUACUUUGGUCCGGAUCCGGAAGUGCGACUGUUGAGAGAGGCCUCACCGCUGACUCGCUCCGGUACUUUCUUCCAGUUUCUUCACCGAUCUAUGCUGGAGUAUUUCUUUUCUUGCACCGUUGUCGGUUCCAGUACCUCUGCGCCUGUUGAAGAAUGCGCUCCGCAAUCGACACCCGGCUCUUCCGACGUCCAACCACUCGACCCCAAGUGCCCCUUGUUCACGCGCAAUCUUCUCGACGAGCCCCCCGUUAUACAGUUCCUCAGCGAGCGAGUACAGAAGAACCCUGUCUUCAAGGGUCAGCUCCUUGAGGUCGUCGAGAGGUCCAAGGCCGAUGCCUCCUUCGCCACCGCCGCUGCCAAUGCUAUCACCAUCCUGGUCAGAGCCGGUGUGGCCUUCCAUCGGUACGAUUUCCGAGGCAUUCGUAUUCCAGACGCGGAUCUUUCCGGCGGGCAGUUUGAUUCGGCACUGUUUCAAGGAGCCGACCUCACGCGUGUCAAUUUCGGGGUGAGCUGGCUACGCAAUGCUGACUUCAGCAACGCGCAGAUGGAGGGCAUUCGGUUCGGGGAACAGCCUUACCUAGAGGAAACCUUCUGUUCCUGGACUUGUUGUUAUUCGCCUCUAGAGAAUAUGCUUGCAGUCGGCCUAGAAGGUGGUGGUCUCGUUCUAUACGACACAUCGACCGGGAAGAAGAUCCGCUCGCUUUUGGGACAUGCUGACGAUCUGGCAUGUUUAGGGUUUUCACUCGAUGGCCAGCGAUUGGUAUCUGGAAGUAUGGAUUUCACAGUACAAGUGUGGGACUGCAGCAGCGGUGAUCUUCUUGCGACCAUGAGCGGCCAUGAAGGAAAUGUGUCAUCGGUGGCGUUUUCUCCUUGUGGCAAAUAUGUUGCAUCGGGCGGCGAAGAUGGGGUGGUGCGAUUGUGGGACUCGGUGACUAGAGGGCCGCUGUUUGUGUUGGGGGAUCAUACAGGUACUGUCUAUGACGUCAAGUUUACUCCAGAUGGACACCUACUUGCUUCGUGCGGUCAAGACGGGACGGUUCGAUUCUGGGACUCGGAAACAGGAGCGCCAGGAGAUGUUUGGGAGGCGGAUCAUGAACCUGUCCUUUGUCUCGACAUUUCACCUGAUGGUCAACAAGUCGUAAUUGGGUGUAUGGAUGGCAAUCUGAGGCUUUGGAAUAUUGUGUCUAAGUCGCCAGGUCCUGUCUUACGCGGCCACACAGACAUGGCCAUGUGUGUCUCGUUUUCUGCCGAUGGCAAACGGAUCGCUUCUGGCAGCGCUGACUCCACAAUCAGACUCUGGGAUACAUCUGCAUGCACCCUCAUCUCCACGUACAGCACGACAAGGUCGGUCUUCAAUGUGUCAUUCUCGCCGGAUGGUCGAACUCUCGCUUUGGCUGAUGGCACUAAAAGUAUCCGCAUAUGGGACGGGAGCUCCAAUGGAUCCAGCGUCGGUCAGCCUGGACAUUCAUCCAGUGUUAUGUCGGUCGCUUACCUACCCACUGGAGAGUCUAUUAUUUCUAGCGGCCUGGACAAAACCGUGCGGCAGUGGGACACUCUCACAGGUGCUCUAGAAUCCACCCAUGCUCUUGGAUUACCUUUGAGUGAGUCGAUCUUCUUACACGAGCUUUCACCGGACCUCCAGCAAACGGCCUACUGCUCUGAUGAGACGAUUCAGUUGCAGGACUUUCGAACCGGAGUCGUUGAUCUUGUUUUGGAAGGUCAUACCAAGGAGGUAAAGAGGUUCACCUACUCGCCAUGUGGUCGGUGGAUCGCGUCUGGGGGUAAGGAAAGGAGCGUACGCAUAUGGGACCUGCAUAAUGGUGGACAAGGUCAUGUUUUGUCUGAGGUGGACGCCGAGUCGGAUGACGCUGAGUCCGAUGCCGAGUCCGAUGCCGAAUCCGAUGCCGAGUCCGAUGCCGCGCUAGAUGCCGAGCUUGAUGCCGAGUCUUAUCAGGAUGGGCCUGAUGCCGAGCCUGAUGAGGGUGAGCCUGACGCCGAGUUUGAUGAGGAUGAGUCUGAUACCGAGUCUGAAGAUGCUGUACCAGAUGCCGAGCCUGAGCGCCAAGUGCGCUUUCAAAUUGCCUUAACAUUUACGUCGACAGGACUUCGGCUGGCGAUCGGCAUUAACGAUGGCACGGUCAACAUAUACGACACCCAGUCAAAGGAGCUCUUGACGACAACAACUCUCGAGGAUCAAGGAGUCAGUGCAUUGGCCUACUCACCAAACGAUCAAGAGCUCGCCAUCGGUGGCUCUGAAGGAGCUGUAGUCUUGUGGGACAUCCAGUCGGACGAGCGUGGCCAUACUCUGAAUUUCGGAACUGCCGCUGCCCGUUGUAUCACCUAUUCCCCCUGGAAGGAUUGGUUGGCUUUUGGAGAUGAAGAUAUGAGUGUUCAUCUUUGCCGGCGCCGCCAGCCUCAGUCGGAGUCAAGUGAUAUGGAGGCCCCGUGGUGUGUUGUAUAUGUUGUUGAGGGAUUUUUGCACUGGGUUAAGGAUAUUGCCUGGAACCCUGUUGUUCGGAAUGAGUUUGUCACUGGUUCCCUCGAUCGGUCUGUUCGUGUUUGGCAAAUCUUGGAGGGUGACGGCUCAGUUUGUGUUGAGUUGGUCUGGGGUUCUAGCAUUGGCAUGCUCGACGCGGCCGGUAUGAGGCUUGAUGAUGUCGUUGGUCUGGAUAUUGGCAGUCGGAGACUGCUGAAGCAACGCGGUGCCGUCGGCGAUUUCUUGGCUUUUGAGGGGGAUGAAGCGGAUGUAGGAUCCGAUGGCGUCUUGGACAUCGCAGGUGAAAAUUAG
Linnemannia hyalina is the source of this 5379-nucleotide messenger RNA. Lineage: Eukaryota; Fungi; Mortierellomycota; Mortierellomycetes; Mortierellales; Mortierellaceae. The record is from the annotation of a GenBank genome assembly.